UACCGCCAUUCAUGCCUUCUACUCAACAAUCAGUAGAAUGAAGAUCAUCAUAUUCUUGGCAUUGGCUGGUCUCAGCCUUGCAGCUGACAUAGUUCCCCCGCCGCCAAUGCCAAAUCAAAUGCUAUAUCCAGUACCAGGUACAGCACCAAAUUCUGAGGCGUGCAUUAAAAAUGCAAUAAAGGCUGUUUCAGGCUUAUUUCCAGCACUGACAAAAUUUGUGUGUUUCUAUCAUGGUCCAUCUAAAUACAAUGAAGCAAAUUUGAAGGAAGCUAUCCAAAAGCUGGCAGACCUAUUGGGAGCUACUGAUUGUACUCUCGAAACACUUCUUGGCUUAACCAAAGUAUCACUUGAAAACAUGUUGUUGGGUGACGAACAGGCUAUAAAUGAUUUAGCUAAAACACUCGUGGGGAUUCUAGGUCUUAUAGGAAUAACUAAACCUGUAGCAGAAGCAGUAUGUUUUUUGCUUGGUCCUCUGCCAGUAGAUUGUGUACAAAAUCUCCUUGCGACCAUAGAUGAUAACGUACUUCAGGGGCUACUCUGUCCGAAAAAAGGUGCUGUAACACCAGGUCUACUUGCAGACCUUCUAAUGACCGUUGACAGUUGCUUGGGAGGUCUUCUUGGAUCUACUGAUUCUACCCCCGUUGGAGAUCUUGUGAAUGCAUUACUUACCAACCUUGGCGUGGAUCUUGGUGUUACAGUGGAUUCACUCCUGGAUACAUUAAGGCAAGUUCUUAAAGUUCUAGGCCUAAAUCUCUGUCCCGUAACUGAUUUACUAAACCCACUGUUAGGACUAGUGGGCGGCUAAGUCAAGAACUAAUCUCGACUAUUAAAGUCUCAAGCAUUGGAAGCAUACAGUAGGAUAGAAGACAGCAUUCAAAAAAAGAAAAAAAAAUAUAUAAAAUCGUAUAAUUUACUUUUGAUCAUUUUUAAUCAACAAAACUGUUUCUUUUAAAUCUUUUCGUUUCAAACAGUCAAUAAAUCAUUCUCAAAUAUAAGUAUGUGUGCUGUUCGUUUAUAAAGCUGACCGUGUUGGACAGAAAUUUCAUGGUGCCACCAAAGGAAUGAUUCUAGGUGUUCACUUUCCAUCUACAACUACUGUAGCAUUGGAAGCAUACAUUAAGAUAGA
This is a messenger RNA of Bufo gargarizans (Asiatic toad), 1126 nucleotides long. RefSeq lists its product as uncharacterized. The record is from RefSeq and is a predicted model, not a curated record. The transcript is spliced from 15 exons. Bases 38 to 805 code for a protein of 255 amino acids. Lineage: Eukaryota; Metazoa; Chordata; Amphibia; Anura; Bufonidae.